Nerophis lumbriciformis (worm pipefish) is the source of this 8151-nucleotide messenger RNA. Lineage: Eukaryota; Metazoa; Chordata; Actinopteri; Syngnathiformes; Syngnathidae. The record is from RefSeq and is a predicted model, not a curated record.
AUGUCAGAAAAGAUGUCCAGCUUCCUCCAUAUAGGGGACAUCUGUUCCCUAUAUGCUGAGGGCUCCACUAGUGGUUUUAUCAGCACCUUAGGGCUUGUGGAUGACCGCUGUGUGGUUCAACCUGACACAGGUGACCUUAACAACCCACCCAAGAAAUUCAGGGAUUGCCUUUUCAAACUGUGUCCAAUGAACAGAUACUCGGCGCAGAAACAAUUCUGGAAGGCAGCAAAACCCGGAGGCAACAGCACAACUGACACAGUUCUUCUUAAUAAACUCCAUCAUGCGGCUGACUUGGAAAAGAAGCAGAAUGAGUCUGAGAACCGUAAGUUGCUGGGAUCAGUCAUCCAAUAUGGAAAUGUUAUUCAGCUCCUGCAUUUGAAAAGCAAUAAGUACCUGACAGUGAACAAGCGUCUACCUGCAUUGCUUGAAAAGAACGCCAUGAGGGUGACGCUGGACUCGGCUGGAAAUGAGGGGUCUUGGUUCUACAUCCAACCUUUCUACAAAUUGCGGUCCCUGGGAGACAGUGUGGUGAUUGGAGAUAAAGUUGUCCUUAACCCUGUGAAUGCAGGACAGCCUUUACAUGCCAGCAGUCAUCAACUCGUUGACAACCCAGGAUGCAACGAGGUUAAUUCUGUAAAUUGCAACACAAGUUGGAAAGUUGUUUUAUUCAUGAAAUGGAGUGACAACAAGGAAACCAUUCUUAAAGGGGGAGAUGUUGUUCGGUUGUUCCAUGCAGAGCAGGAAAAGUUCCUCACAUGUGAUGACCACAGAAAGAAGCAAUAUGUGUUCCUUAGAACAACUGGCCGCCAAUCAGCCACAUCUGCCACCAGCAGCAAGGCACUGUGGGAAGUAGAGGUGGUCCACCAUGACCCAUGCCGGGGGGGUGCAGGCUACUGGAACAGUCUGUUCAGGUUUAAACAUUUAGCAACUGGUUGCUAUUUAGCUGCAGAGAUGGGUGAGGUGAACCCUGAGUUUGAGGAAGAAAGUGUUGAGCAGCGAGCUGCACUGGAUGCAGAUAAUGAAGCUUUACGUGGCCGUCUAAGGGCUCCUCAAGAGAAAAUUAUGUACACCCUUGUCCCGGUACCAGAUGGCAUGGAUAUCUCCUCCAUCUUUGAAUUAGACCCCACAACUUUGAGAGGCGGAGAUUCGAUGGUACCCAGGAGUUCCUAUGUGCGGCUAAAACAUUUGUGUACCAACACUUGGGUUCACAGCACCAACAUCCCCAUUGAUAAAGAAGAAGAAAAACCUGUUAUGUUAAGAAUAGGAACUUCAGCAGUGAAAGAAGACAAAGAGGCUUUUGCUAUUGUACCAGUGCCACCAGCAGAAGUGCGGGAUUUAGACUUUGCCAACGAUGCAAGCAAAGUGUUAGCGUCAAUUGCAGGCAAACUAGAAAAGGGUACCAUUACCCAGAAUGAAAGGAGAUUUGUGACUAAGCUUCUGGAAGAUCUAGUUUUCUUUGUCGUGGACAUCCCAAACAGUGGACAGGAUGUUUUGGAAAUUAUGGUGAAUAAACCUAACAGAGAGCGACAGAAACUCAUGAGAGAACAGAAUAUCCUGAAGCAGAUCUUCAAACUUCUCCAAGCCCCUUUCACAGACAGUGGUGAUGGUCCCAUGCUGCGCUUGGAAGAACUGGGUGAUCAACGGCAUGCUCCUUUUCGACAUAUUUGUAGACUUUGUUACAGAGUUUUACGCCACUCUCAGCAGGACUACAGAAAGAACCAGGAAUAUAUAGCCAAGCAAUUUCGCUUCAUGCAGAAACAGAUAGGCUAUGAUGUGCUUGCAGAAGACACAAUAACUGCUCUACUCCACAACAACAGGAAGUUGCUAGAGAAACAUAUCACUGCUGCAGAGAUAGACACAUUUGUCUCUCUUGUGAGGAAAAAUCAUGAGCCAAGGUUUUUGGACUACCUGUCAGAUCUCUGUGUUUCCAUGAACAAAUCCAUCCCUGUGACGCAGGAGCUCAUCUGUAAUGCAGUGCUUGAUCAGACUAAUGCUGACAUCCUCAUCGAAACUAGAUUAGUUUUAUCAAGGUUUGAAGUUGAAGUAAUAACAAAUGGUGAGAAUCCAGUUGAGGCUGAGGACGAAGAGGAGGUGUGGCUAUUCUGGAAGGACAAUUUCAAGGAUGUACGGAGUAAAAGUGUACGAGAGUUGGCCCAGGAUGCAAAGGAGGGUCAGAAGGAGGACCAUGAAGUGGUCAGUUACUACAGGUGCCAACUCAAUCUAUUUGCACGGAUGUGUUUGGACCGUCAGUAUUUGGCAAUCAACAAGAUCUCUGGCCAGUUGGACGUAGAUUUGAUCCUUCGCUGUAUGUCUGAUGAGGACCUGCCCUUUGACUUGCGAGCUUCUUUCUGUCGCCUUAUGCUGCAUAUGCAUGUGGACCGUGAUCCUCAGGAGCAGGUCACACCUGUGAAAUAUGCCCGCCUUUGGUCUGAGAUCCCUUCUCAAAUCACAAUUGACGACUAUGAUAACGAUGGAACCAGCAGAGAUGAGAUCAAAGAGCGAUUUUGCCUCACCAUGGAUUUUGUGGAGAACUAUCUUAGAGAAGUAGUGUCACAAAAUAUUCCAUUCUCUGACAAGGAGAAAAACAAGCUGACAUUUGAGGUUGUGAAUCUGGCAAGGAACCUCAUAUACUUUGGGUUCUACAACUUCAGUGACCUGUUAAGGCUGACAAAGAUAUUGCUGAAUAUCUUGGACUGUGUUCAUGUUAGCACUGCAUACCCCAUCAACAAGAUCGAAAAGGGAGAGCAAAAUAAAGCUGGCAGUAAUGUAAUGAAGUCCAUUCAUGGAGUUGGGGAGCUAAUGACCCAGGUUGUGCUUCGAGGAGGUGGUCUGCUGCACACCACACCAACACAUCAGCCAGAGGGCGAUGUAGUAAAAGCCCAGGCUGAACCAGAGAGAGAAGACAUCAUGGUCAUGGACACUAAGCUUAAGAUCAUUGAAAUUCUGCAGUUCAUCCUAAAUGUUCGGCUAGACUACAGGAUUUCAUGCUUGCUUUGUAUUUUCAAACGAGAGUUUGAUGAAAGCAACCCGCAAUCAGAAACUAAUGCCAGCCAGAAUGGAACCAAUGUCGCAAGUCAGAUGCCAGGAAAUCUUGACUUUGAAAAUAUUGAAGAGCAGGCAGAAGGAAUAUUUGGAGGAAGUGAAGAGAACACUCCUCUUGACCUUGAUGACCACGGUGGACGUACCUUUUUAAGAGUGCUGCUACAUCUUACCAUGCAUGACUACCCUCCACUCGUGUCCGGAGCACUUCACCUGCUCUUUCGACACUUUAGUCAGCGGCAGGAAGUUCUCAUGGCUUUUAAACAGGUCCAACUUCUUGUGACCAGGCAAGAUGUCGAUAACUACAAGCAGAUCAAAUCAGAUCUUGACCAGCUGCGGUCCAUUGUGGAGAAGUCCGAACUGUGGGUUUACAAAAGACAGGGAGAAGAUGGGAUGGACGGGGAUGGACCGUCAGAGUCAGAUAACAAGAAGAAGGGGGAUUCACUUAAUUCUGACAAGAAUAGUGCGGAAAGCACCAGCAACUAUAACUAUAGAGUUGUCAAAGAGAUACUGCUGCGUCUCAGCAUGCUUUGCGUCCAAGAGGGGAGUUCAGGGAAAAAGACUAAGAAACAGCAGCAGAGGCUAUUAAGGAACAUGGGGGCACACUGCGUAGUGCUAGAGCUUCUACAGAUCCCCUAUGAGAAGGGUGAGGAUGUUCGGAUGCAGGAAAUCAUGAAGCUGGCUCAUGAGUUUCUGCAGAAUUUCUGUGCAGGCAAUCAGCAAAACCAAGCUCUUCUUCACAAGCAUAUCAACCUCUUUCUUAACCCAGGGAUUCUAGAGGCCAUUACCAUGCAGCACAUUUUUAUGAAUAACUUCCAACUUUGCAGUGAAAUCAAUGAACGUGUGGUUCAACACUUUGUGCACUGUGCUGAGACGCACGGUCGACAUGUCCAGUACCUUAAGUUUCUUCAAACCAUUGUGAAGGCUGAGAAUAAGUUCAUCAAAAAGUGCCAGGAUGUUGUCAUGGCUGAGCUUGUGAACUCAGGAGAGGAUGUCUUGGUCUUCUACAACGAUCGAGCAUCCUUCCAAACAUUAAUCCAAAUGAUGCGCUCAGAACGAGAACGUAUGGAUGAAAACAGCCCUUUAAUGUACCACAUUCACUUGGUUGAAUUGUUAGCUGUUUGCACUGAGGGCAAAAAUGUCUACACUGAGAUCAAAUGUAACUCCCUAUUGCCUCUGGAUGAUAUUGUACGGGUGGUCACACAUGAAGACUGUAUUCCUGAGAUAAAGAUUGCUUAUAUCAACUUUCUGAACCACUGCUACGUUGACACUGAAGUGGAAAUGAAGGAGAUUUAUACAUCUAACCACAUGUGGAAGCUGUUUGAGAAUUUCUUGGUGGACAUUUGUCGGGUGUGUAACAACACCAGUGACAGGAAGCAUGCAGAUACCAUGCUGGAGUGUUAUGUAACGGAGACCGUCAUGAGCAUCGUCACGUGUUUCUUCAGCUCCCCUUUUUCUGAUCAGAGCACAAGCUUGCAGACUCGACAGCCUGUUUUCGUACAACUGCUGCAAGGGGUUUUCAGAGUAUACCACUGUAACUGGCUUAACCCUGUACAAAAAGCUUCAGUGGAGGCUUGUAUUAAAGUACUCUCAGACGUUGCUAAGAGCAGAGCCAUUGCCAUACCAGUGGAUCUGGACAGUCAAGUGAAUAACUUAUUUGUCAAGUCCAACAAUGUUGUGCAGAAGAGCCUCCUCAACUGGAAACUGUCAGCUAAGAACACUUCACGACGGGAUUCGGGAAUUCCGACCUCCAAAGACUAUCGAAACAUCAUUGAACGGCUGCAGGACAUAGUAUCAGCUCUCGAGGACCGUCUACGGCCGCUGGUUCAAGCUGAGCUCUCGGUGCUCGUAGACGUUCUGCAUCGUCCUGAGCUGCUCUUUCCUGAGAACACAGAAGCUCGCAAGAAAUGUGAAAGUGGAGGAUUCAUAUCAAAGCUAAUCAAACACACAAAGCAGUUGCUGGAGGAGAAUGAGGAGCGUCUGUGCAUCAAAGUACUGCAGACUCUUAGGGAGAUGAUGACGAAGGACCGUGGCUAUAGGGAGAAGGGUGAAGCUUUGCGGCAGAUCUUGGUCAACAGAUACUAUGGGAAUGCAAAAUCUGGACAGAGGAGAGAUAGUCAUACACCCUUCAGCAAUGGUCCAAUAUCUACUGGAGGACAGGGAAAACCUCUCACAGGUGGCCCUGGGGUCGGUGGGCGAGGCGAACUGAGUUUAGCAGAGGUCCAGUGCCACUUGGAUAAAGAGGGAGCUUCUGAUCUGGUUAUUGACCUCAUCAUGAAUGCUACCAGCGAUCGCAUCUUUCAAGAAAGCAUACUGCUUGCAAUUGCCUUACUCGAAGGUGGAAACACAGUCAUCCAGCGCUCGUUCUACCAGCGGUUGACAGGGGACAACAAGUCAGAGAAAUUCUUCAAAGUGUUUAAUGAGCGGAUGAAGCUGGCCCAGCAGGAAAUUAAGGCCACUGUGACUGUGAACACCAGUGAUUUGGGCAACAAGAAGAAAGAUGAAGAACCUCCUGACAAAGACACGCCAGCACGCAACAAAGUCAAGGAUGUGCCACUUGUGGCUGUGGUUACUGAGGAGGUGAAAGAGCAGCUCGUUGAAGCCUCAGCUGCCACCAAAAAAGCCUUUACAACAUACCGCCGUGAGAUUGAAGCUGAAGAGCACCAAGCAGCUGCUGACGGCUCCUCUACAGCAACCGCUGACAAGGGCCAGGAGGAUGGCGAGAUGAGUGUUAUCAUCACCAUCAUGCAGCCCAUCUUGCGCCUUAUGCAGCUGCUGUGUGAGAACCACAACAGAGAUCUGCAGAAUUUUCUACGCAAUCAGAAUAACAAGAACAACUACAACCUAGUUUGCGAGACCCUUCAAUUCCUCGACUGCAUUUGCGGCAGCACUACCGGAGGCCUCGGGCUGCUUGGACUGUACAUCAAUGAGAAGAAUGUGGGACUCAUCAACCAGACUGUGGAGAGCCUCACCGAAUACUGCCAAGGUCCCUGUCAUGAGAACCAGAACUGUAUUGCCACUCAUGAAUGCAAUGGUAUUGACAUUAUCAUAGCACUGAUCCUCAAUGACAUCAAUCCCCUCGGCAAAAAGAGGAUGGACUUGGUGUUGGAACUAAAAAAUAAUGCCUCCAAGCUUCUCCUUGCGAUUAUGGAAAGUCGCCAUGACAACGAGAAUGCUGAAAGGAUACUAUACAACAUGAGGCCUAAAGAGCUGGUCGAAGUGAUAAAAAAGGCCUAUAUGCAGGGUGAGAUAGAAGUUGAAGAGCCUUCGGAAGGUGAUGAAGGAGAAGAGGAACAUUCUGCAUCACCAAGAAAUGUGGGCCACAACAUCUACAUUUUGGCACAUCAAUUGGCCCGUCAUAACAAGGAACUGCAAGCCAUGUUGAAACCAGGGGGCACGUAUGGAGAGGGUGAUGAGGCACUGGAGUUCUAUGCUAAGCACACAGCUCAGAUUGAGAUUGUUCGACUAGAUCGAACCAUGGAGCAAAUCGUUUUUCCUGUGCCCAACAUAUGCGAGUUCCUCACUCAAGAGUCCAAACUACGUGUCUACUACACCACAGAGCGCGAUGAGCAAGGUAGCAAGAUAAAUGACUUCUUCCUGCGGUCCGAGGACCUUUUUAAUGAGAUGAACUGGCAGAAGAAGCUGCGAGCCCAGCCCAUCCUCUACUGGUGCUCCAGGAACAUGUCUUUCUGGAGCAGUAUCUCUUUCAACCUGGCUGUUCUAAUGAAUUUGCUGGUGGCCUUCUUCUAUCCUCUAGAGGGGUUUCGUGGAGGAACCCUGGAACCUCAUCUAUCUGCCUUGCUGUGGAUGGUCAUGCUGAUUUCUCUGGUUAUUGUUGUCAUAUUGCCUCAGCCUCACGGUAUCCGGGCACUCAUUGCCUCCACUAUCUUGCGGCUCAUCUUUUCUGUUGGCCUGGAACCCACACUACUUUUACUAGGUGGUUUUAAUUUAUGUAAUAAAGUCAUCUUCCUGAUGAGCUUUGUUGGCAACCGUGGAACAUUUACGCGAGGCUACAGAGCCAUGAUCAUGGAUGUGGAGUUCCUGUACCACCUGCUGUACCUGAUUAUCUGCACCCUGGGCGUCUUCGUGCAUGUCUUCUUUUAUAGCCUGCUACUCUUCGAUCUGAUAUACAGAGAAGAGACCUUACUGAAUGUUAUAAAGAGUGUGACUCGCAAUGGCCGCUCUAUUGUUCUGACAGCAGUGCUUGCUCUUAUACUUGUUUACCUCUUCUCUAUUGUGGGCUACAUUUUCUUCAAAGACGAUUUCAUUUUAGCUGUCGACAGGAUACCCAACAAAUCUCUGGAUUUAGGAGCCAGUAUUAUGGGCCAGUUCUUUUCGGGUGGAGUGUGUCACAAAGAAAAUGGAGGAAACUGUUCGGCCGAAGCUCCUUCUCUUGCUAUUCAGCCCUCUGCAGUGGUGAUAGAGGACAAAGAACGAACCUGUGAUUCCUUACUCAUGUGCAUUGUCACAGUAUUGAGCCACGGCCUGAGGAGUGGAGGAGGUGUUGGGGAUGUACUCAGGAAGCCAUCUAAAGAGGAGCCGCUCUUUGCAGCCAGGGUGAUCUAUGAUCUGCUGUUCUUCUUCAUGGUUAUCAUUAUAGUUCUCAAUCUCAUCUUUGGUGUCAUUAUUGAUACAUUCGCUGACCUGAGGAGUGAAAAGCAAAAGAAAGAGGAAAUCCUGAAGACAACAUGUUUCAUUUGUGGUCUGGAGAGAGAUAAAUUUGACAAUAAGACUGUAACCUUUGAAGAGCACAUCAAAGUUGAGCACAACAUGUGGCACUACCUAUUCUUCAUCGUUCUGGUGAAGGUCAAAGAUUCGACUGAGUACACUGGACCUGAGAGCUAUGUGGCUGAAAUGAUCAGGGAGCACAACCUGGACUGGUUCCCCCGGAUGAGGGCCAUGUCAUUGGUCAGCAGUGAUGCCGACGGGGAGCAGAAUGAAAUUCGAAGCCUCCAGGAAAAGCUGGAGUCCACCAUGAAACUCGUGUCCAACCUCUCUGGCCAGCUGACUGAGCUCAAGGAACAGAUGACUGAACAGAGAAAGCAAAAGCAGCGCAUUGGCCUGCUGGGACAUCCGCAACACAUGAACGUAAACCCUCAGCAGCCUGCGUAG